AUGUCAGAUGAUAAUAGUAAACAACAAUAUCAACAUGUAGCAAGUUUUGACGAACAUACUUGGCAACCACAAGCUACAUCAUCAUUUCAAAUGGAUCAUUCUGAUAUAUCGACACCAAUAGUAUGUGAAGAUUUAUCUUCUAUACUCUCAUCGGAUAUAUCAUUGCCAACAGUAUAUGUUACUGCUACAAAUACUCCUCAUCGUUCAAAAGAAGAAAUUCAAAACUAUUUACGUCAAAGUUUCGAAACAGUUAUUCAAGAUUUGUUUAACGAUGACAAACUAUGUUACUCAUAUUCUCGAAUUGUUGAAUGGAGUAUUGGUGACGAUCCCAAAUUGGAAUAUCAUCUUACUAUUGGUAUUCGUCAACCGACGAUUGUUAUAUCUAUUUAA
Molecule: messenger RNA, 390 nt
Organism: Adineta ricciae
Lineage: Eukaryota; Metazoa; Rotifera; Eurotatoria; Adinetida; Adinetidae
Source: the annotation of a GenBank genome assembly